Drosophila mojavensis is the source of this 900-nucleotide messenger RNA. RefSeq names its product U2 small nuclear ribonucleoprotein auxiliary factor 35 kDa subunit-related protein 2. The record is from RefSeq and is a predicted model, not a curated record. NCBI's taxonomy places the organism in Eukaryota, Metazoa, Arthropoda, Insecta, Diptera, Drosophilidae. The transcript has 2 exons. The coding region runs from base 257 to 835 and encodes 192 amino acids.
GAAGCGCAUGUCAUGAGCCGUAUCCUUUGCUAAAACCAAAAAUGAAAUUGAAACUCUUUUUCAUAUUGUAAAUCAAGUCAAGUCAACUACAUGAAAGUUUGCCAACUAAUUCUGUCAUUGAGGCAACUGAACGCCGAGGAGAUGGGGUAUAAUAAUCCCAGAUCGCAAUGUUGCCCUAAUCGGGGGCCUUACUCUUCCGUUUAGAACCAAUUAUUUUAUAUCAUCAAUUUUAUAGUUACUUCAUUUAUAGCUUUCCAUGUUUUUUACUCCACUUGUUGCUUGUCUUAAAGGUUUGUCCUUAACACGCAAAUGUCCCAAAGGCUACAGCUGUGGCUAUCUCCACCUAUUUCGCAAUCCAAACAAUUUGUUUAACAGUAGCUUGGAGCUCUAUGAUACACCAAAGAGCACACGCUCCAGCAGUAAAACGCCUACAAACAGAACAAGCAGUUGGCAUGACACUGGGCGGGAAUCUCGCAACUGGCGCUGGUCGGAGAGUCCCGAGCUGGAGCUUAAACAUGACAAAUCUUCGAGCAAAACUGCCAAAAGGCAACAGAGCAAUGAGCGAGAUAUUGAAUGUAAAUCUGAUAAAAGCAGGAAACGCUAUCACUCCAGUCGAGACUCCAGCCGCCAUUCUAGUCAAGAAUCUGAACCACAUGGCAGUGGAGACUCUGUCCGAGAUCGCAGUCGCGACUCUAGAUUGCAUCACAGUCGAGAUGGGGCACAAGACUCUGGCCAUCGCAGUCGCAGUCGAAAUCGUUCCACAUCGAGCCGUGAACACGUUUCUAAGACGGAUUACAGUCACUCCCGCACACCGCCACGUCGACGUGUCAAAUAAACCAAAGUAUAUACGACAAUAUUUAAAUAAUUAAUCAGUUUUUAAUGAAUUUUUAUAACAUUUUA